AGCCAAAAGCGUCUAAACAAAAAUUUCUGUUGCUUGUUGCACAAAAUAAGCAAAAGAAAUGUCAUUGCCGGCAAUCGAGAUAAUUGUGGGCACCUACAGCGAAUAUCUGUUGGGCUACCAGCUGAUCAGGCAGCGCGACGAUAGCCAAGCACAAUUAAAGCAAACAUUUGCCGAUAAAUCGCAUGCCGGCUCCAUAAAAUGUUUGGCCGCCAAGGGAAAAUGGAUCGCCAGCGGUGGCAUCGAUGAUCGCAUCUUCAUAUACGAUAUGGAGCGACGCAAACAGGCGCAUAUUCUGACCAAUCACACGGGCACAAUUAACACACUCGUCUUCGCAUCGGACGCGACGCAUCUGUUGUCGGGCGGCGCCGAUGGCCACAUGAUUGCCACCCGUGUCGGCAGCUGGCGAAUCGAGGGCGACUGGCCGAAGGCGCAUAAUCGCAAAGCGGUUAAUCUGCUCGCCUGCCAUCCCAGCAAUCGUCUGGCCCUCUCCCUGGGCGCCGAUCUCGUGUUGAACACAUGGAAUCUGAUCAAGGGUCGCGUCGCAUACCGCACCAAUUUGCGGAGCAAACGAGAGCUGGGCACGGCACCCGACUGUCUGUCCUGGUCCACAACCGGUGAACAUUUCACGCUCAGUGGCCCACUAGCUUUGGCCAUUUUUGAGAUACGCUCGGCCAGCAUUGUGCGCCAUAUUAAGUUGCCAGCGAAAGCCAUUUGUGUCGCCUGGCUGGAUGCCUCCAAUUGUUUGGCAGGCCUCGAAAACGGCAGCAUUGCCUGGAUCUCACUGGAGGAGGGGGGCGAGGAGGAUCAGGAGCAGCAUCCGCACAUAAUUGCAGCGCACGAGCAGCGCGUGAAGGCCAUGUCCUGCCUGCAGGACACUCUGGUCACCAUAUCCAGCUCGGGCGAGCUCAAAGUGUGGCAAUUUCCAAGUGUGGCCGAUAAAAAGCUGCAGCUGCUUGCCGAGGCCAACAUCGAUUGUCGUCCAACUUGUCUGGCACUGCUCGACUUACAACAGUGUGGCAAGCAGCAGCAGGAGCCGCAGCACGACAAACAGUUGCCAGAAAGUCGACUGGAUUCGCGGCAGCCAAAGGAGCAGCAGCCAGCAAUGGCAACAAGGCGUGGCUUUGUCUCCAUAGAAUUUGAUCAGCAGGCUAAAGAUGACGAGGAAAACAGUGAAAAUUCACCAGUGAGUGCUGAAGAAGAGGCGGAGAGUGAUGACGCGGAGAGUGAUGACGCGGAGAGUGAUGAAGAGGAGAGUGAUGAAGUAGAGAGCGACGAGGAGGAGGAUGAGCGGCAAGCACAGAAGCAACAACGUGUUACCAAUCGCAAGCGUCAAGCGCCUCUCAAAAGUGCUCUAAAAUCAAAUAAGUCUAAAAAAUCAAAGACAAACAAAUAACAACAAUCAAAUUUUGCAGCAUUUUGCAUUUUU
Messenger RNA from Drosophila grimshawi, 1426 nucleotides. Its product is annotated as p21-activated protein kinase-interacting protein 1-like. The coding region runs from base 59 to 1393 and encodes 444 amino acids. The transcript is spliced from 3 exons. Lineage: Eukaryota; Metazoa; Arthropoda; Insecta; Diptera; Drosophilidae. The record is from RefSeq and is a predicted model, not a curated record. Gene Ontology annotation, molecular function: protein binding.